Molecule: messenger RNA, 1137 nt
Organism: Cucurbitaria berberidis CBS 394.84
Lineage: Eukaryota; Fungi; Ascomycota; Dothideomycetes; Pleosporales; Cucurbitariaceae
Product: class II peroxidase
Exons: 2
Coding region: 1-1137 (378 amino acids)
Biological process (GO): hydrogen peroxide catabolic process; cellular response to oxidative stress; response to reactive oxygen species
Molecular function (GO): peroxidase activity; heme binding
Source: RefSeq, a predicted model, not a curated record
AUGGCAUCGGCCUCGCGAACCUUCACCCGUGCCCUGCGCACUGCCGCACCAUCCUUUCGCGCUACCUCCACCCGCACUUCGGCGCGCUUCAUCGCACCUACGCAGACGGCUUUCCGCCAACAAUGGCAACGCGGAUAUGCUUCAGGCAAAGCGACAGAGGAAGAGCCAGACAAAUAUGACGGCAACCCAACCGGUCUGAUUGUUGGUGCUUUUGCUCUGCUCGCUGGUGCUGGUGUGUACGGUCUAUACACCCAGAAGCCCGAGUUGUUCGGCCAGGAAAAGAGGAAGACCUUUGUACCCAGGUUUGAGGACUACCAGAAGGUGUAUGAUGCGAUCGCGAAGAAGCUGGAAGAAAAGGAUGAUUAUGAUGAUGGGAGCUAUGGGCCAGUGCUGUUGAGGCUGGCCUGGCACGCUUCUGGAACCUAUGACAAGCUGACCAACACUGGUGGUUCCAACGGUGCAACCAUGCGCUUCGCCCCUGAAGGCGACCACGGUGCGAACGCCGGUCUCAAAGCCGCCCGUGACUUCCUCGAGCCUAUCAAAGAGGCCUUCCCCUGGAUCACGUACUCGGAUCUUUGGAUCCUCAGCGGUGUCUGCGCCAUCCAAGAAAUGCAGGGCCCCAAGAUUCCGUACCGAGCAGGCCGCUCUGAUCGCGACUUGAGCUUUUGCACACCUGACGGCCGUCUGCCAGACGCGAGCAAGGACCGCAGUCACAUCCGCGCCAUCUUUGGUCGCAUGGGUUUCGACGACAAAGCCAUGGUAGCCUUAUCUGGUGCCCAUGCGCUUGGACGCUGCCACACUGAUCGCUCAGGCUUUGAUGGCCCGUGGACCUUCUCCCCCACCACGCUCACAAACGACUACUUCAAACUCUUGAUCGAGGAGAAGUGGCAGUACAAGAAGUGGAAUGGACCCAAGCAGUUCGAGGACGUCAAGACCAAGACGCUCAUGAUGCUACCUACCGAUAUGGAAAUCGUUAAGGACAAGAGCUUCAGGCAGUACGCUGAGCUCUAUGCCAAGGACAACGACGCUUUCUUUAACGAUUUCAGGGAUGCGGUUGUCACGCUGUUUGAGCUCGGUGUGCCGUUCGUGCACCCAGAGGAUCAGAGAUAUACCUUCAAGAGCAGCUUCGACUCAUAG